CACACCUCACCUCCGCCACCCGGGUGCUUACGUGGCGCGGCACCACCAGCUGAUCCUGAUCGGCGCAGGAACGGAGUAAACGCUUGCUGGCUCUCUAAUCCCCGUCCCUCAUCCCUCACCCUUUGCAAAAAUCACAGCGGCAGGGGACAGCAAAAAUCUCCAUGCCCACGCUCGGCCUAGAUCUCCGGCGAGCCGGCCCCGCGCGGUAGCCGAUUCACUCUCCGACCCCGACCCGAUGGGCGGCGAGGUGCCGGAGCCGCGCCGGCUGAGCCGCUCGCUCAGCUUCGGCUGCGGCGGCGUCCCCGAGGAGGCGCUGCACCUCGUGCUCGGCUACGUGGACGACCCGCGCGACCGGGAGGCGGCCUCGCUCGUGUGCCGCCGCUGGCACCGCAUCGACGCGCUCUCGCGCAAGCACGUCACCGUCGGCUUCUGCUACGCCGUGGAGCCCGCGCGGCUGCUCGCCAGGUUCCGGCGGCUCGAGUCGCUCGCGCUCAAGGGGAGGCCCCGCGCCGCCAUGUACGGGCUCAUCCCCGAAGACUUCGGCGCCUACGCGGCGCCCUGGGUCGCCGAGCUCGCCGCGCCGCUCGACUGCCUCAAGGCGCUCCACCUGCGCCGCAUGACCGUCACCGACGAGGACAUCGCCGUGCUCGUCCGCGCGCGCGGCCACAUGCUACAGGUGCUCAAGCUCGACAAGUGCUCCGGCUUCUCAACGGACGCCCUCCGCCUCGUCGCCCGCUCCUGCAGAUCUCUGAGAACUUUGUUCCUGGAAGAAUGUAUAAUUGCCGAUGAAGGGAGCGAAUGGCUCCAUGAACUCGCCGUCAACAAUUCUGUUCUGGUGACACUGAACUUCUACAUGACAGAACUCAAAGUGGAGCCUGCCGAUCUGGAGCUUCUUGCAAGGAACUGUAAAUCAUUGAUUUCUCUGAAGAUGAGUGACUGCGAUCUUUCGGAUUUGAUUGGUUUUCUCCAAACCUCCAAGGCACUGCAAGAAUUCGCUGGAGGCGCUUUUUUCGAAGUCGGAGAGUACACCAAGUACGAAAAGGUCAAGCUCCCACCUAGGCUAUGCUUCUUGGGGGGUCUUACCUUCAUGGGUAAAAACGAGAUGCCCGUUAUCUUUCCGUAUUCUGCGUCGCUUAAGAAACUGGACCUGCAGUACACUUUCCUCACCACUGAAGAUCACUGUCAGCUUAUCGCUAAAUGCCCCAACCUACUGGUUCUCGAGGUGAGGAAUGUGAUUGGGGAUAGAGGACUGGAAGUUGUUGCCGAUACAUGCAAGAAGCUACGAAGGCUGAGAAUCGAGAGGGGGGACGAUGACCCCGGCCAAGAAGAGCAGGGAGGAGUCUCUCAGAUAGGCCUGACAGCCGUAGCUGUCGGCUGCCGGGAACUGGAGUACAUAGCGGCAUACGUAUCCGACAUCACAAACGGGGCGCUGGAGUCCAUCGGCACCUUCUGCAAGAACAUGUACGACUUCCGGCUCGUCCUACUCGACAAGCAGAACAAAAUAACGGAUCUGCCGCUGGACAACGGUGUCCGAGCUCUACUGAGGAGCUGUACCAAGCUUCGGCGGUUCGCCUUGUACCUGAGACCGGGAGGGCUCUCGGAUGCAGGCCUCGGCUACGUCGGACAGUACAGCGGGAACAUCCAGUACAUGCUGCUCGGCAACGUCGGCGAAUCGGACAACGGGCUGAUCCGGUUCGCGAUGGGGUGCGCCAACCUGCGGAAGCUGGAGCUGAGGGGCUGCUGCUUCAGCGAGCGGGCCCUGGCGGUGGCCGUGCUCCAGAUGCCCUCGCUGAGGUACGUAUGGGUGCAGGGGUACAGGGCCUCUCAGACGGGCCGGGACCUCAUGCUCAUGGCCAGGCCGUACUGGAACAUCGAGUUCGUGCCUCCCCGUCCCGAGAGCGCGUGUCGGGUGAUGGCGGAUGGACAGCCUUGUGUCGACACCCAUGCUCAGGUUCUCGCGUACUAUUCCCUCGCUGGAAGGAGGCCGGACUGUCCGCGGUGGCUGGUUACUUUGCAUCCCGCGUGACUGUAGAUACGGCAAGGUGUCCGAGUGUGGUUACUGUUACUACCAGCUGCUUGUGUACCGUAAUGAACUGUAGUGCCGACGUACUGUAGCGGAGGUGUAGUGUAGUGCAAUAAUAAGUUGCGGUGUUGCUUGUACUGGUAUCUAGUCCUAGGAGGAUGUAUACUAAGUUAUGCUGUGCUUUCUUCUCCCCGGAAUUGUAUUCUGUUGCUUCCACUGUAAAUAUCAGAAAUGGCUUUUUGCUAGUUUGGGUUG
This is a messenger RNA of Zea mays, 2278 nucleotides long. RefSeq lists its product as uncharacterized. Gene Ontology annotation, molecular function: protein binding. Lineage: Eukaryota; Viridiplantae; Streptophyta; Magnoliopsida; Poales; Poaceae. The transcript has 3 exons. Bases 236 to 2026 code for a protein of 596 amino acids. The record is from RefSeq and is marked validated.